Molecule: messenger RNA, 969 nt
Organism: Andrographis paniculata
Lineage: Eukaryota; Viridiplantae; Streptophyta; Magnoliopsida; Lamiales; Acanthaceae
Exons: 7
Coding region: 1-969 (322 amino acids)
Biological process (GO): protein transport; small GTPase-mediated signal transduction; vesicle-mediated transport
Cellular component (GO): cytoplasm
Molecular function (GO): Rab GDP-dissociation inhibitor activity
Source: RefSeq, a predicted model, not a curated record
AUGUCGACCGAAACUCAGGUUCUGCACAUGGAUCGCAAUGACUAUUAUGGUGGUGAAUCGACUUCACUCAAUCUCAUUCAGCUGUGGAAGAGAUUCAGAGGGAGUGAUAAACCUCCGGCGCAUUUGGGUUCCAGUAGAGAUUACAAUGUCGACAUGAUCCCUAAGUUUAUUAUGGCAAAUGGCACCUUUGUUCGAGUCCUCAUUCAUACAGAUGUUACCAAAUACUUAUAUUUUAAAGCUGUUGAUGGAAGCUUUGUCUUCGACAAAGGGAAGAUUCACAAAGUACCUGCAACUGACAUGGAGGCUCUAAAAUCACCUCUCAUGGGAAUCUUUGAAAAGAGACGUGCCCGCAAAUUUUUCAUUUACGUCCAAGACUACAAUGAAAAUGAACCUAAAACACAUGAAGGAAUGGAUUUGACUAGAGUUACUACAAGAGAACUCAUUGCAUGCUUUAUCUGUUUUUCUAAUACACGUAUACAUUUGAAAGGCUGUAUUCUAGCUGUCAAGCAGUUUUACUUGUUUCGCAAGACAUACGUUUCAAAUGAAGAGGUGGAUGCCGUUGAAGCACACCUAACUCAACAAGGAAAUACGUCAUAUGAUCCGGAUAAUGUGUUCCUCACCGUAGUACCCCGUGACAAGAAAAAUUGCAUUUAUGGGUUGGGGUCAUUACGUGCGACUGUUCCUCCUCGACCAUCAUCCUUCUGCAGCGAUGGUCGUACUCCGGGCAUAUUUAUUCUUGAGGAACGAUUGACAAAGAUGGAGUGUGAGUUGGGUGAGUUGAGGACAGAUCUUGCCGUGGGACGUAGUCAAUGGGAAGUGAUGCAACAACGUGUCACAAAUAUGGAGAACCAACAACGAGCCAUAUACGAUUUGAACUUGACCAUUAUGGAGCAAUUACGACGUAUGGGAGCACCAUCCAUUCAUAGGUCCGAACCCGAUUCAGAUGGUGGUAGUGCUCCGAUAUCAUGA